Molecule: messenger RNA, 5463 nt
Organism: Blastomyces dermatitidis ER-3
Lineage: Eukaryota; Fungi; Ascomycota; Eurotiomycetes; Onygenales; Ajellomycetaceae
Product: chromatin modification-like protein EAF6
Exons: 3
Coding region: 175-975 (266 amino acids)
Cellular component (GO): NuA4 histone acetyltransferase complex
Source: RefSeq, a predicted model, not a curated record
CUCGGCUUCAACUUGGCCAAAGAAACGCGGCUCACUCGACUGACUCGCACUCCAUCCACUCACUACUUUCUUUUGACACCCUUGACGCUAUAAGGCACCCCUUUGCGAGCCCAACCCGUGGAUUAUCUAUUAAAAUUUACCAUCCUCAGCUCGUCUGCACGUUUCCGACCGCUCAUGACCGAAAAUAUCCCGCCCGCAACCGCUGCUGGCGGGAAGUCCAUCCCAGCAGGUUCUGGGCCGGAACAAAUACAGAAUCGCGGGAUCCCAUAUUACGAGAAGCUGAGACGCGAACUGAGAGAGACAAUACAAAAAAAGCGGCUAAUGGAUAAGAAUAUGGCUGCUCUAGAAGAAUCCAUAUACCGCUUCGAGCAAUCGUACCUCGAAGAAACCGGUGCCGGAAACAUAAUUAAAGGCUUCGACAAUUACAUAAAGGGCUCCUCUGGCGUAUCUGGGUUAGGAUUGGGGGGCAGUCUUGGAUCGAUGACUGGUUGUAGCGGCACAGGCGGCCCAGCCACGCGCAGAAAAACAGCGGUGCAAGAUAGUGACCGGGUGUUCUCGAGGAGUUCGGCGAGUUUUAUGCGGGACUCCCCCGCCCCCUCCAGCGCAAACACAACCCCAUCCCACGCCCCAACACCCACCUCCGCCUCCAUGCCGGGCUUCAACAGAGAUAACAGCAAUACCAGCACUGUGAAUAACAACAACAACAACAACAACAACAACAAUAGCAACAUGUCGGCUGCCAGCAGCGUGAAGGCGAGCACGAAUAAGAAGAAGAAGGCAUCCGCGGCUGCGAAUACGAAUACUAACGCAAAGGCCAGCGGCGGCAGCGCCAACGCCAACAAUACAAGUACGGAUGCGAAUGCUGAUGCGGGCUCGGGUGGGAGGGGAAGGGAAAGGGAUGGCGACGAUGAUGCUGAGUCGGGGGGUAAUAAGCAGCCGGUGAAGAGGCUGAAGAUUACGUAUGGGAGGGAGUGAAGGGGUUGAUGCAGUACAUUUUAGAGCAUUCUCCCUACUUCCUAUUUCGUGUCGUUGGUUCGUUCCGGGCUUCGUUAUUGUCGGGAGUUUAAUUUUCAGGGAUGCCACUGGGACUGGCUUUGCGUGGGCUGGGCUGCGGGCUGGGCUGCGGGCUGGGCUGCGGGCUGGGCUGCGGGCUGGGCUGCGGGCUGGGCUGCGGGAGCAGGGGCGUUGGGAUCAUAUAUGUAUGUGCCUUUUCCUGCAGGCUUCUUUUUAUGGGCAAUUUUGGGCGAACUGGUUAACUAGACUAGCGGGGCGGCGGGACAAAAUAUUUAAGCGAAGGGAGGUAUUUAAUUGCGAAAGAAAGAAUUUUCAAAUCAUCAAAGACGAAGGAUCGAUAUUGCUUGAUAGUAAUAAUACACGGGACUAUUGGCAUGCCUCCUAAAAUGCCUUGAAUGAAACUCUACACAAUCAUCGCGCCUGGCAUUCUCCCGCCAACUCCUUCGCGUUCCGUUCGGAAUCGCGGUUGUCCGGCGGUACCACCGCCUGCCGCAUUUUGAUAUGACAGAAAUGAUACCGAUCUAUCUUCUCCAUUUUUCACUCUCGUUUGUCUCAUUCCCUCAUGGCGCAAUGACCAUAUAUAGAUACCUAGGUGACUCAAUUGCCCUGCCUAUUCCCCUCGAGUUUCCUUCUGCGCGUGUGCGGCUGUGCGUGUCUGCUUCAGCAGCUGAUUUUUCAAGUACACCUAUAUCGGGGGUUGUCUCUCUACCACGCAAGCGUACGCUUCUGUUCCAAUAAGACAGCAGCACAUUCAUUAGGUAUAUUUCCUUCAAGUCAAGGGCCUGCAACUAUUUUGUGCAUAGAGGUGCCAAGUAAAGAGACAGGAGCCGCAAAUGGAACAUCAAACAUCAAACAUAAAAAAAAGCAAGACAAGAAGAAGGACCCGGAAACCCCAAUAAGCUACAAUCCAAGUCCCAUUUCAUCCUAUUCAUGAAAGCCAGUCGUACAAUUAAUUAUCAAAUGGACGGUUCACAACUACCAGGACCGCAAUUAAGCAUAACUUAUCAUUACCGCUGCUCUAGCCACCCCAGCAACCACAGCUUGCCCGCCCUCCCUUACAAUUGCAACCGAUACGUCGCAACCUCAAACGCCCUCAACUCAAUAUCCACCUCCGCCGCACCAGUCUUCUGCACCACUGCCAACUGCUCCAAAUCGUCCUCGAGCACAUUACACUUCCACACCUUCUUAACAGGCAACUUGGUCGUGAUGGAGCCGCGGCUCUUCCCGCCGAGUGACUCAUAGAUGCGCAGGAUAAUGCUGCGCCCGGGACGCGGCUUGAAGUCGCCGCGGGAGACAUCUUCGUCAUCCUCGCCACGCUUGAUGGUGUCGAGGAUUAGAGACGAAGAGCCCUUGAGAGAAAAGGCAUCGAAAAGCUGGGAGGCCUCUGUGCCAGAUGCUGGUUGAACGACUAAUGGAUUGUUGAAAUUGUAUCCUGCACGGACGGUACGGGCGUCCAACGGUCCUUUGUGCGGCAUGAUUGCGUAACGUAUAUGGUGUCGGCCCAUGUCCGCGUUGGCAUCGGGAGCUUUAGGGGCACGGAGCAGAGACAGGCGCAUCAAGUUGCCGCAUGUCGCGAAUCCGUACUUGGAGUCAUUGAGGAUUGAGACACCGUAGCCCGCCUCAGACAGAUCAGCCCAUUUGUGGCAGCACACUUCAAACUUGGCCAUGUCCCAACUAGAGGAGGACUCCCAUUAGUAACUGGAUGGACUGCUACUUCUGGAGAAGGGGCAAACACAUACCUGGUGUUAUAGUGUGUUGGUCUUCUGGUUAUUCCAUAUUGUGAUUCAUACGACGCUUCAGUGUUCACGAUAUCAACGGGAAAUUCGACUUUCAGGAACUUCAUGGUUUCUUGCCAUUCGACUUCACUGGUCAUCUCGACGAGAGGAGUCGAAUCGCCAGUAGUGGCGGUCAGGCUAAUUGUUGAUUUCACCCAACUCUUGUCGCUAAUUUUAGUUUCUGUUACAACACUAACACGAUGAGGACUGUUCUCCGCGAUUUUCGUUGUCUCAGACUUUAGUUCCUUCCGGGAUUCGAGAUGAUAGACUUCAACAUCCCAAGCUUGCCAGUAAAGAGGUUUGUCGUCGAAGAUCACGAGUUGGUUAGCCUUCCCGCCCUUUGCGAUAACCUCUCUUUUCUCCUCUAAAUCAACGAGAGAGGUAAUUACCCCAUUAGACACCUCCAGGGACAAUUUGGAGUUCGAGAGCCUGAAGACUCCUGGUUUCACCUCCUUCAGGGAAACAGAUGGUGACCGGACCGACCCAAGGGGCUGAAUAGCAAUUACCCCCAUACCGCCUUUAGCGAGUGCAUACUGCGGUUUUCCCGAGGCAGUGCUCGUAUCGUCAACUCGUACAAUCUCUGAACGAGGCCAAGGAAGGCUGUUGAUGGCCACAAGUCCACGGUCCGCUCUGCUUUCUUGAGAGCUGAACCCAAGAACCUUCAACGCCUCUUUUCUUAACCUUGAACCCGUUGCAAAUACCUUUGCAUACUCUUUAUCAGAGUCAUCGUAACACAUCUCAAUCGAGCUUCCGGGAAGACAGUCGUGGAACUGGCAGAGCAGAACGCUCUCCCACAUAUCGUCAAUGUCUUUCUUGGGGUAUUUAUAGUUGGGGUCUUUGAGGGUAGCUAGGGUGGCAAGCAACUCUACGUCACGCAGAACAAACUCCGAUUUGCGAUUGUACAAUUUAUUCUUGGCCUGAGUCGUGUAUGUUCCUCGGUGGAGCUCGAAGUAGAGCUCUCCGUACCAAGUGACAAACUCCGUUCCAUUGGCAGCCUUUUCCUCAAGUUUUGCAAAGAAAUCAUCAACGGUGGAACCCAUUGUAACACGGGGAAGCAGUUCGCCCUUAUCACUCAUACCUCGGAGUCUCCGCAGCUUCUCGAGAUGUUCAAAAGUCGGUCCUCCGCCGCCAUCACCCUUGCCAAACACAAGAAGAGAGGUGUUAUCUUGAUCCAUCGAUUUGUGCUGGGUGACACUUCGACGGACGUCUCCAAAGUGGGCACUGGCCGUGUACGUCUCUGCUGGAGUCAUAUGGCAAAGAACUUGGCUGCCAUCCAAGGCAACCCAGUUGAAAGUCGUAUGGGGGAAAUUGUUGAUGUUGUUCCAGCUAAGUUUUUGAGUGAAGAAGCGACUCAUCCCAGCCAACCGACAUAGUUGAGGAAUCUGGGAUGAGUAUCCAAAGGUAUCUGGCAGCCAAAAGGUGGUGCAGCGUUCGCCAAAAUGGCUUUCAAAAUAUCGCUGGCCAUAGACGAACUGGCGGACCAAGGACUCUCCGCUUGGCAUGUUGGUAUCAUGCUCUACCCAGCUUCCACCAAUGGGGAUGAAGCUCCCCUUCUUCACACAUGACUUGACACGGUCAAAGGCAUAGGGAUAGUCCUGCUCUAGCCAUUUGAACUGCUGGGCCUGAGAACAGACAAAACGCAAUUCGGGGUAGCGUUCCAUCAAAUCGCACUGGGUAGACCAGGACCUGGCCACUUUACGUCUUGUCUCCGCCCAGGGCCACAACCAACAAGAAUCUAUAUGGCAAUGGCCAAUACCAUAAACAAUUGGCUGUUUAUCAGUUUUAUAGACGGCGUCAGAAUCCACCAAGUUGCCCAGGUAUUGCUGUGCAAUUUGGCGGCCCUUAAUAAUCGAUUCCUGGCUGCCAUUGCCUUCGAUAAAGGCAUCCAUUAUGGCAUUUGCAACUUGCUGGGCCUCGUGGGAGUGCCAUGAAUCCGAAGGGAAUUCCCGUGCGGCGUCUUGAAAACUUCAAAUCAGUAACAAUUUCCUUCGCGGAUUUGUAAAUAAGUGCUAUGUAUGCAUACCCCCAAUCAUCCAGAAAUCAUAGUAGAGCGCCCUAGCUUGUAAGUUUACAGCUGUAAUCCUCGCCACAUUAAGUCGAUAAUAUUUGUUUGGGUUGGGAGGUUGGAUGGAGUCGCCGCCGGGGGCAUUGCCAAACAUUCCAUUGCAGGCCAUUUCAAUAUAGAAGAUGUGCUCUUUUCCAUCCCUGAAGCUGUCGGGCAAAAUCCAUUCAAUUCUCUCACCACCACCUGUCAGGCCCUGCAAUGGUUUCCCGUCUUCCGUCCAAACCAUCCCCUCAUUGUUUGCAUCCCAGUGGAACUCAAGUCGCUCCUUUUUGCGCAUAUCCUCCGGUACCGUGAGUUGGAUCUUGAACCAAUGAGUUGACCAGCUGGGGCCAAAGGACUCUCCUCUUCUAGUAGGCCUGAAUUGGUUGGAGGUGGCAUCCUUGAAGCUAGGUCUGGCUAGGUCUGGCACCGAGUAAACGGAGAGCUUGACAUGCUGCUCAUCGUCGUUUGUGGCUUCAUAGUAUUUCCUACAGACCAGAAAUGAAUAUACAAAAAAAAAUCAUUAAUUACUGCAAGUUAAUGAACAUAGGCACACAUGUCGUCCAGGGAUUAAAGGGAUCUAUCUAUAUAUCUAAACAAAGGGAGAGGGGGGAUUGGGAAGGAUCGUAC